CCGCGCGCCGCCCUGGGCCCCAGGCUCCAAACGCGCAGGCGCCGCGGCCAUGCUGAGCGCCGCGUCUCGCGCUGUGCCACGCGCUGCUCUCCGCUGCGCGCGUCGCUCCCCGCCGCCCGAGGCCCGCGCGCUCGCCAUGUCCCGGACAUCGCCACCGCGGGCCGCCACGGUGCUGGGCACCAUGGAGAUGGGGCGCCGCAUGGGCCCGCCUGCCAGCGCCGCGGCCGUGCGCACCUUCCUGGAGCGCGGCCACACGGAGCUGGACACGGCCUUCAUGUACAGCGACGGCCAGUCCGAGACUAUCCUGGGCGGCCUGGGGCUUGGGCUGGGCGGCGGCGACUGCAGAGUGAAAAUUGCCACCAAGGCCAACCCUUGGGAUGGAAAAUCACUAAAGCCUGAGAGUGUUCGGUCCCAGCUGGAGACGUCAUUGAAGAGGCUGCAGUGCCCCCGAGUGGACCUCUUCUACCUACAUGCACCUGACCACGGUACCCCAGUGGAAGAGACGCUGCGCGCCUGCCACCAGCUGCACCAGGAGGGCAAGUUCGUGGAGCUUGGCCUCUCCAACUAUGCCUCCUGGGAAGUGGCUGAGAUCUGUACCCUCUGCAAGAACAACGGCUGGAUCCUGCCCACUGUGUACCAGGGCAUGUACAACGCCACCACCCGGCAGGUGGAACUGGAGCUCUUCCCCUGCCUCAGAUACUUUGGACUGAGGUUCUAUGCCUACAACCCUCUGGCUGGGGGCCUGCUGACUGGCAAGUACAAAUACGAGGACAAGGACGGGAAACAGCCCGUGGGCCGCUUCUUUGGGAAUAGCUGGGCUGAGACCUACAGGAAUCGCUUCUGGAAGGAGCACCACUUCGAGGCCAUUGCCCUGGUGGAGAAGGCCCUGCAGGCCGCGUAUGGUGCCCGCGCCCCCAGCAUGACCUCGGCUGCCCUCCGGUGGAUGUACCACCACUCACAACUGCAGGGUGCCCACGGGGACGCAGUCAUCCUGGGCAUGUCCAGCCUGGAGCAGCUGGAGCAGAACUUGGCAGCGGCGGAGGAAGGGCCCCUGGAGCCGGCUGUCGUGGACGCCUUUCAUCAAGCCUGGCAUUUGGUUGCCCACGAAUGUCCCAGCUACUUCCGCUAGGCCCAUUGUGGCUCAGGCCGCCCCAGGCUUUUCCGUCACCUCUUCUGUUUUCUCGUGCUGACCAGACUUGGCCUUAAACUGAUUUAGCAGAGUCUUUCUGGAUUGUCUGGAUCCGUGCAUUAUUUUUCUAACUUCCUGUCUUGCUCCCUGUUCCCUUUACGCUGUGAAAGGCAGGGGUGAGUCCCACUUGGGCAUUUCCUGUUGAAUAAAGCAGGCACUUGACCUGGC
Molecule: messenger RNA, 1357 nt
Organism: Saimiri boliviensis boliviensis (Bolivian squirrel monkey)
Lineage: Eukaryota; Metazoa; Chordata; Mammalia; Primates; Cebidae
Gene: AKR7A2
Product: aldo-keto reductase family 7 member A2
Source: RefSeq, a predicted model, not a curated record